Messenger RNA from Lactuca virosa, 285 nucleotides. Lineage: Eukaryota; Viridiplantae; Streptophyta; Magnoliopsida; Asterales; Asteraceae. The record is from the annotation of a GenBank genome assembly.
AUGAACUCUGUAUCUAAUGUGUAUGGUUGUUCAUACGUUCAUGAUUUUACCAGCUAUACCAAUCUCGACAACUCCCUGAAAUUCUUGUCUAAUCCGGAUGCAUCUGAUCCUCCGCCAUUGAUGUCCUUGCUUCAUAUGUUUGAUGAGGUUGGAUCAGUUUCAAAACCCAAUUCACCGCAGAAUUAUUCGCCGGAAAAAAUGGUGGAGAUGGGGGUGAAGAUGCCGCCGCCGCCGACUUGGUGGUGGGGUUGUGGCGGUGGUGGUGGGCUUCUCCUACGAGCGUAA